AAGAGAGAGAUAUUGCUGUUUGCGGGUUAGUCUCCAGACAUGGAGGACUCUGACCUUCGUCAACAGAAGCUGGAUAAUCAGCGAAAUUUGCUGAUCAGAAAGCAGCAGAAAAAACGAUCAGACACCCAGAUGGUCACAGCCAAUCCUGACACCCGACCCAAAAAUCGUCGCCAGAAAGCGGCAAGUGAGGACACAGCCCUGCUACUCGACCCAUCCCAAAGCCAGACAUCAUUGAAUGGCUCUCAGAGCGAGCUGGGCCUUGAUGGGGUCCUGGAGGAGAUCUGCCUGGGGGAAAUGGACAUCUCCGGCCAGACCAACAGAGGGCUGGAGGACGAUGAUGAAGAAGAGGCAGCCAAGACCCUUCAGAAGGACAACGAGGGCAAGACGGUGGCUAAGAACCUCCUGGGCAUCUACACGAAUGCUGAUCAGGACGAGGAGAAGAAACCCAAGAAAAAAGUCAUGAAAAAGGGCAAACAGGGGAAGGCUGGAGAAGAGGACGGAGAGAAACAGAAGGAAAAGAAAGAGAAGAAAGGAAAGAAGAAAGAUAAAAAGAAUGAAAACAAAUCCAAAGACAACCAGAAUGAAGAGGAACAAAUGACAAUUCACAUAGAUGCAGUGACGGAGUUCCAGAUUGGCAAUGAGAAGAUUUCUGCGUCAGACCCAGAGGAGGAGAAGAUGGACUACACAAAGAGUCCAGUUCCUCCCACUCCCAAGAAGAAGCAAUCAACUAAGGCACGAUGCCAGGUGAGCGACGAGGAGGACGAGAAGAUGGAGGUGGUGAAGUCCCCCAAGCAGUCCAAGAAGAAGGAGAAGAGCGACAAGUCCAACCCCAGCCUCGCCUCCCUCAACUCCAACUACAGGGAGACUUCCACAGACAGCGACCACUCAGGAAGGGCCUCCCCGCUCUCAGUGGACGACCUGGAGCAGUUUGCGCUGCGGCCUGCCCCAAGAGACAUGACCAUUCAGUGUCGCAUCACCCGCGACAGGAGAGGGAUGGAGAAAGGCAUCUACCCCUCAUACUACCUGCACAUGGAGAAGGAGGACGGCAAACGGGUGUUCCUGAUGGCAGCGAGGAAGAGGAAGAAGACCACCACCUCAAACUACCUCAUCUCAACCGACCCCACCGACCUCUCCAGAGAAACCAACAGCUACAUCGGCAAACUGAGGUCGAAUGUCUUGGGUACCCGCUUCACAGUGUAUGACAACGGAGUGAAUCCAGACAAGAAGCCCUUCAUCCAGGAGUCAGAGAAGCUACGACAGGAGCUGGUGGCCAUUUGUUACGAAAAAAAUGUGUUGGGAUUCAAAGGCCCCAGAAAGAUGACAGUGGUCAUACCAGGGAUGAAGGAUAAUGAUGAGAGAGUCUGCAUUCGGCCCAAGACUGAUCUGGAGACUCUUCUCACGCGCCAUGACAACAGCAACACUGACAACCUGGUCACCCUGUUGAACAAGUCUCCCACCUGGAACGAGCAAACGCAGUCAUAUGUGCUCAACUUCCACGGCAGGGUCACCCAGGCCUCAGUCAAAAACUUCCAGAUCGUUCACCCUGACAAUGUGGACUACAUUGUGAUGCAGUUUGGACGGGUGGCUGAGGACGUCUUCUCUAUGGACUAUAGCUUCCCCAUGUGUGCUUUACAAGCCUUUGCAAUAACGUUGUCCUCCUUUGACGGGAAGUUAGCUUGUGAGUGAAUAAAACUACAAUGAUGCACCUUGAAAAGUCUGGGAGACUUUUUGUGGCAAGUGUGAAAGUGUGACAUUGUGCACCAUAAUUGAAAGCAUGGCAAUGUUGAGGGUUGACAGUUUGCACUAUUCAAUUCCAUGCCUUGAAUUUUUACACAAAUGUACAGUUGUUUGAAAGAUUUAAGUGUAAUUGUGUCAUUUUUCAUUGCUGUAAAUCUGCCUACACCCUGUAAAACCUGGGCAGACGUCAUAAUUUCAAUUAACUGAAAAUA
Molecule: messenger RNA, 1949 nt
Organism: Engraulis encrasicolus (European anchovy)
Lineage: Eukaryota; Metazoa; Chordata; Actinopteri; Clupeiformes; Engraulidae
Product: tubby-related protein 3
Exons: 12
Coding region: 40-1686 (548 amino acids)
Biological process (GO): protein localization to cilium
Cellular component (GO): cilium
Source: RefSeq, a predicted model, not a curated record